AUGGCUUGCCUACAAAUGAGAAAUGGUGAAUAAUCCAUGUUUGGAGACUCAAACAAAUUAUAAAGCAAUCAACUUCGUGCUUUCGGGCGUGAGAUUCAAAAUAUCCCUGACAGUCGCUUUAAUACAAGAUCUUAAUCAAUAAAAGCAAACAUGUAGCCUCACCACGCCUAAAAGCUUAGCAUGGAAUUAGAUACAAAUAUAAAUGAAUAAGAGAACGGAAUGAAAAGAAGUUCUCCUAGAAAAUUUUCAAUGCAUGUGAAGCAUUCCUCCGAAGUUCCAUAAAACCAUUAAAAGAGAAUGUCAAGCUAAAUUGACACUGUAAGCAAUAAUGGAACAGAGCGCUCAUAUUAAACCAAUUAAACUGGCCUUUAAAAUAAAAAUAUUGACAUGAAAAAUAUAGAAUUUGAAUUGAAUAGGAUUUCUAAGGAAGACUCUGAAAAACCAACUUUAGUUGCUUAAUACUCAAAGCAAAUAUUCGAUUAUAUGCGCUAAAGAGAGAUUGCCUUCAAAGUCGGUGAAUACAUGGAAAAAUAAACUUAAAUCAAUGACAGAAUGAGAGCCAUUUUGGUUGACUGGAUUGUGGAAAUACAUAGAAAGUGUAAAUUGUUACCUGAAACUUUAUUUAUUACUGUCAAUUUAAUUGACCGCUUCUUGGAUAGAGCCACAUGCACUAGAGAUAAUUUAUAGCUUGUAGGUGUAACUGCUUUGUUCAUAGCUUCUAAAUACGAAGAAAUAUAUCCUCCUAAUCUUAAUGAUUUUGUUGAAGCCACCUAGAAAGCUUACAGAAAAAAUGAUGUUUUAUAAAUGGAAGGAAGCAUUAUUUGUGCCCUAAAUUUCAACUUAACAGUUCCCACAUCUCUCCGUUUCCUUGAAAGAUACGGACGCGUUGAUAAACUUGAUAAAAAAUCUUUUGACAUGAGCUUAUAUAUUCUUUAACUCUGCUUAGUCGAAUAUAAAUUUGUUAAAUACUCAGAAUCAUUAAAAGCUUGCGCUGCUAUCUAUCUCACAAAUAAGCUAUUUAAAAAGAAUAUUUGCUGGAGUGAUGUCCUCACUGGUCACACUUAACAUACCGAGCAAUAAAUUAGACCUUGUGCUCUCGAAAUGUGCCUUUUACUUCAAUCAGCAUCAACUAACUAAACCCAAGCCGUUCGCAGAAAAUUCCUUAGUUCAGAGUAUAGCGAAGUAGCAACCAUACAAAUUGAAAAAAUGAAUCCUUCAUAAUAAAACACACAAUAGCAUUCAUAUUAAAAUAAUUAAAAUUACCCUCCCAACAUUCCUAAAUACAACUACAGAGAAUAAUAUUGA
Messenger RNA from Tetrahymena thermophila SB210, 1305 nucleotides. RefSeq names its product amine-terminal domain cyclin. The record is from RefSeq and is a predicted model, not a curated record. Gene Ontology annotation, molecular function: cyclin-dependent protein serine/threonine kinase regulator activity. Gene Ontology annotation, cellular component: nucleus; cyclin-dependent protein kinase holoenzyme complex; cytoplasm. Gene Ontology annotation, biological process: mitotic cell cycle phase transition; regulation of cyclin-dependent protein serine/threonine kinase activity. The transcript has 3 exons. NCBI's taxonomy places the organism in Eukaryota, Ciliophora, Oligohymenophorea, Hymenostomatida, Tetrahymenidae.